Lolium rigidum is the source of this 1052-nucleotide messenger RNA. Its product is annotated as probable phytol kinase 2, chloroplastic. NCBI's taxonomy places the organism in Eukaryota, Viridiplantae, Streptophyta, Magnoliopsida, Poales, Poaceae. Gene Ontology annotation, molecular function: kinase activity. The transcript has 6 exons. The record is from RefSeq and is a predicted model, not a curated record. Bases 32 to 943 code for a protein of 303 amino acids.
CUUUGUCGUCUUCGUCGUCUGGGCACGCGAAAUGCUCACUGUCAGCGCCCACACCUUCUUGCUGCCCUCCUCCUCCCCGCACUACACUCGCCUCCGGUCGAGACCCCUCUGGCUCUGCUCACCUACCAGCGCCGCGGCGUUCACCUCCCUCCCUUUCCGCCGCCGCCGCUGCGCAGUCGACCGAAGCCGGAGGCCGACGGCUAUGGCUGCGGUGAUCUCGCCGGGGGACGGCAGCCUGGCCCACGACCUCGUGUCCUCGGCCGUCACGGCCGGCGUCGCCCUCGGCCUCCUCCGCGUCUUCGAGGAGCUCGCCAAGCGCGGCGUCUUCGAGCAGAAACUCAAUAGAAAACUUGUGCAUAUAACUAUUGGGAUGGUAUUCUUGCUCUUUUGGCCUCUUUUCAGCUCGGGAAGGUACGCUCCUUUCCUUGCUGCACUUGCACCAGGGAUCAAUAUCUUAAGGAUGCUUCUGUUGGGAUCAGGAAUUAUGAAAAAUGAAGCUAUGGUCAAAUCAAUGAGCCGGUCUGGAGACCGCAGGGAACUUCUCAAGGGCCCACUGUAUUAUGCUACUACUAUAACUUUUGCCACUUCUGUAUUAUGGAGAACAUCUCCAAUUGCUAUAGCACUUAUCUGCAACUUAUGUGCUGGAGAUGGUAUAGCAGACAUAGUGGGGAGACGUUUAGGGAAAGAAAAGCUCCCAUACAACCCCAACAAGUCAUAUGCAGGAAGCAUAGCAAUGGCCAUGGCUGGUUUCUUGGCUUCAGUUGGGUACAUGCAUUACUUUCACACUUUUGGUUUUAUGGAGGAAAGCUGGUACACGGCCUUCGGCUUCCUUGUGGUCUCCGUAGCCUCGACACUUGUAGAGUCGCACCCCCUAAGUACAGAACUGGAUGACAAUUUAACUGUUCCUCUGACAUCAUUCCUAGUUGGUAGCCUCAUUCUCUGAUGUUGAGCGACAGAGGAAGAAUACUGUGAUAUUUCUUUUCAUCAGUCUAACAUGUACCAAGAUUAUCGACCAGUGUGCGAGAUUAGUUGAGUCUGUUCAUUUUCGCCUA